Paramecium sonneborni is the source of this 1381-nucleotide messenger RNA. NCBI's taxonomy places the organism in Eukaryota, Ciliophora, Oligohymenophorea, Peniculida, Parameciidae. The record is from the annotation of a GenBank genome assembly.
AAGAAAUUAAAUAAAAUGGAUUAAAAUAACCUGCAUACAUUGUUUUUUAUUGAUCAUAUUCUUAAAAAUGAGUAAGCAUAAAAGAUAUAGUAACUUGCUAAAGAAUAAAGUGCAUAAAAUGCUCAUAUAAGAGAGGUAGCUAAAGAACAGGCUGAUAUAUUUUUAUCGUAACUUCCAUCUUCAAAUUACGGUGAAGAGAAAGUCAAAAGAUUAUAUUUUGAUGGUUGUUUUGAUUUAAUGCAUUCUGGUCAUUUUAAUGCACUUCGUUAAGCUAAAGAGUUAUGUGAAACUUUAGUAGUAGGAGUAAUUAAAUCAGAUGCAAUAGCUAAAGCAAAAGGACCUCCAAUAAUGACUGAUGAUGAAAGAUUAUCAUUAGCUAAGGCAUGCAAAUGGGUUGAUGAAGUAGUUGUUUAAGAAACAUAUGAUCCAACUAUAGAAUAGAUAGAUAGACAUUAAUGUUCACAUGUUGCUCAUGGAGAUGAUUUAGUAUAGACUGCUGAUGGCAAAGAUGCUUAUUAACCAUUUAAAGAUGCUAAGAGAAUGAAGUAAUUUUAACAUUCCAUAUUAUCUUAGAAUCUUUAAAAGAACUGAAGGAAUCAGUACUACUGAUAUUGUUGGAAGAAUGUUAUUAAUGACUAAAGAAGUUAUGUGGGAAGAAAAAGUAAUUAUUCAUCUCAAUAUUUUAGAAAGUCUUUUAAAAGUAAACCAUUGUUGAAGCAUCUAAUAUUAAUUCUUUAGAAAUUGAUCAAGCUUCUAUUGAAUAAACUUUAAAUAAUAAAAUACUUAAUACAACUAGAAGAAUUAUGCAAUUUAGUAAUAAUAUAAAACCUAAAUCUGGUGAUAAAAUUGUAUACAUCGAUGGAUCAUUUGAUAUUCUACAUUAAGGUCAUGUUGAUGUCUUAAGAAAAGCAAAAGAAAUGGGUGAUUUUUUAUAUGUUGGAGUUUAUGAUAAUGAAGUAUAUAUAAAUUCCUAUAUUUCUAGACUAUUAAUUAAAUUAAAGGAAAGAAUUAUCCUAUUUUAAAUUUGUAAGAACGAGUCUUAAAUUUACUUGCUAUUAAAUAUGUUGAUGAAGUUAUCAUGGGUGUACCUUAUAAAGUAAAUGAACAAUUAAUCAAAAAUUUUAAAAUUGAUUUAGUCGUUGAAGGAAGUUGUUCAUAAAAAACAUCUGAAGAUCCUUAUGAAUUACCAAUCAAAUUAGGAAUCUAUAAAUAAAUCAAGGCUAUCAAUUAAUAGACUACUGAUGAGCUAAUUGAAAGAAUAGUUAGCAAUAGAUUAAGAUUUUUGGAAAAGUAUAAUUCGAGGAAAAAAAAAGAAAUCAAUUUCUUUGAAAAUCAUGAUUACAAGGUAGAAGAAAUAUGAUGUAUAUAUAUUCGUCUAUCC